AUGGCGCCAACCGAGACCACCACCAAAGCCAAGGAGGAGCCUCCCAAGCCCACCAAGCCCACCAAGCCCAGAACUCUUGCGGACAUGGCAGACAGCAUCGACCAAGAAACAUUUAAUCAGAUCCUCGAAAUGGACGAGGAAGGUGAACAUGAUUUCAGCCAGGGCAUUGUAUACGGCUUUUUCGAACAGGCCGAAACUACAUUUGAGAAGAUGGAGAAAGCUUUGGAUGAUAAGCAACUGAAAGAGCUUUCGUCUUUGGGGCACUUCCUCAAAGGCUCCUCAGCAACUAUCGGACUUACCAAGGUCAAGGAUGCGUGUGAGAAGAUCCAGCACUAUGGAGCAGGAAAGGACGAGACAGGCAACACUGACGAGCCUGACGAAAAGGUCUCCCUUGACAAAAUCAAGAAGACCAUCGAGACGGCGAAGAAGGAUUACAAGGAAGUAGAAGCUUUUCUGCGGGAAUACUUUGGUGAUGAGGCGGAGCUGGCAUCCUCUUCCUAG
This is a messenger RNA of Aspergillus calidoustus, 501 nucleotides long. NCBI's taxonomy places the organism in Eukaryota, Fungi, Ascomycota, Eurotiomycetes, Eurotiales, Aspergillaceae. The record is from the annotation of a GenBank genome assembly.